Ascoidea rubescens DSM 1968 is the source of this 888-nucleotide messenger RNA. It is a transcript of the gene SUI3, whose product is annotated as translation initiation factor eIF2 subunit beta. The transcript has a single exon. Gene Ontology annotation, molecular function: translation initiation factor activity; mRNA binding; translation initiation factor binding. Gene Ontology annotation, biological process: formation of translation preinitiation complex; translational initiation; formation of cytoplasmic translation initiation complex. The record is from RefSeq and is a predicted model, not a curated record. NCBI's taxonomy places the organism in Eukaryota, Fungi, Ascomycota, Saccharomycetes, Ascoideales, Ascoideaceae. Gene Ontology annotation, cellular component: eukaryotic translation initiation factor 2 complex. Bases 1 to 888 code for a protein of 295 amino acids.
AUGUCCACAGACGAAUUUGAUUUUCUUCUGAAGAAGAAGAAGUCCAAGAAGGUUGCUUCUGCUGCCUCUCCCGAUGACCAGCUUCUCCUUGCUUCCAAAAAAAAGAAAAAGAAGAAGGCCUCUCCUGUCCUUCUAGACGAUGACGCUGAAAGCGCCCCUGUUGACGAUGAUCAGCCUCAAUCUGUUGAUGCUUUAGCUGAUUCUCUUGCUGAAACCGGCCUUAUCCCCAAAAAGAAGAAGAAGAAGAAGUCCAAGAAAAAAGAUAUAGACGAUUUUGAAAAACAAUUAGAGAUAGCAGGCGCUUUGAACGACGACCCAGCAAACUUGAAUAACGCAAAUAACGCCAAUAAUGAUUCUGCAUCAAGUCUAAUAAAUUCAAUUCCUGUCAAGAAAUCAAUUGCUGACGAAGUUGGUUUGAAUUACGAAUUUCUUUUAGAUCGUUUUUUCGAAAUUCUUAAAGAAAAUAAUCCAGAAUUAACUGGUGAUAGAAAUGCUAUCAAAUUAAGAAUCCCCCCACCAAGAAUUGAAAGAGAACCUAAAAAGACUGCUUUUGCCAACAUUGAAGAAAUUUGUGAAAAAUUAAAGAGAAACCCAGACCAUGUCAUUCAAUUUUUGUUUGCUGAAUUGGGUACUUCAGGGUCCAUUGAUGGUCAAAAGAGAUUGCUCAUUAAGGGUAAAUUCCAACAAAAAAAUAUCGAACAAGUCUUAAAGAGAUAUAUCAUAGAAUAUGUCACCUGUAAAACUUGUAAAUCUUACAAUACAACUUUAAGAAAAGAAUCCUCAAAUAGAUUGUUCUUUUUGGUUUGUAAUAGCUGUGGUUCUUCAAGAUCUGUAACAACAAUUAAAACCGGUUUCCAAGCUCAUAUCGGCAGAAGAAGAAGAAUGUAA